AUGUUGCUCUGGGUCAUUGCAGGAACCGACCAGCCCUUCGCUCUUUCCUCUGCUCCCCAGCGCUGCGGCUGCCCAGGGGUCACCAUGAGGCGUCUCGUCUGGCUGCUGUUCCUCCCGGGCUUCCUCUGUCAAUGUGAGCCACCUGUCGAGGUCCCCGAGUCCCUGAUCGCUUGGACGGGGGCCUGUCUGUCCAUCCCGUGCCUCUAUCAAUCCUGUGUCCUGAACCCCAUAAGGACAAAGAAAUUGACCAUCAGCUCCCUGACCUGGUACCUGAACCCUGUGUAUGACUCUGAGAAGAAAGAUUUCAGUGGCACCGUCCUGUAUAAACACAGCGCCGCCAUCAGCCCGGCCUUUGCAGGGCGCGUGAGGUUCCUGGGGGACCUGGAGAGAGAUUGCAGCCUGCAGCUGUCUGACCUGCGGGCCAGUGAGAAUGGCUCCUACGGGCUGAGACAGAUCGUCUCGAGCACCGCGCAGAAGCCGGAGGAGAAGAAGUGGAUGACUAAGAUCAGUGUGAACGUGACGGAUUCGCCUCCAGCUCCUCAAAUCCAAGCACCCAGCGAGCUCAGGGAGUCAAUCGCGGCCCAGGCAGUUUGCUCCGUAGCCUAUCACUGCCCCGACUACCCCAUAACCCUGACGUGGGUCGGUUUGGGGCAUAGGACCCCUGAGCCCACCAUGAGGACGGGGAGUGGAAGGACUGAGAGCACAUUGACUUUCACGCCCACCUGGCAGGACCAUGGGACAAAUUUAACCUGCCGGCUCAGCACCCCGGCUGGGACACCGAGCUCGGAGAGCAGCGUGGUGCUGGACGUGAAAUAUGCCCCUAAGGGAGUCCAGUUGAAUGCGACACCUGGAGAGACCAUCCGAGAGGGGGGCAGACUCGUGCUGAUGUGCAUGACCGAGGGCAGCAACCCCCCCGUCUUCACGUACAACUGGUAUAAGGACACACAGUGGCUGCACCAGGGGCAGGAGCAGAGGCUGGAGUUUGAAGCCAAGGGGGAUGAGCAUUCCGGCUCCUAUCUCUGCCAAGCCACCAAUGAAAUACAGACGGUCCCAUCCCCAGCGCUGCGGAUAGACGUCCAGUAUGCCCCAAAGGACGCGCGUGUUGAACUGGUGACGGGCUCUCAGAUCCAGGAAGGGACCAUGGUUGUGCUCAGCUGCUCCUGCAGGGCUCAUCCGCCCGUCAGCAGCUACAGCUGGUACAGAAACGGGCAGCACCUCCCAGCACAAACCCAGCAGGAGCUUCACUUCGACAAGAUCCAUCCCGACCAGUCCGGUUCCUACCACUGCGAGCCUCGGAACACAGUCGGGAUGUCGGAAUCGCCGGCCAUUACAGUCGACGUACAGUACCCCCCCAAGGAGGUACGAAUCACCCUCAAAAACCCCCAGCGCAUCCAGGAAGGCGAAGCGGUGAUGCUGAACUGCUCCGUGGGCAGCAGUAACCCCCCGGUGACCAAGUACACGUGGUACAAGGAUAACCGCCAGUAUCAGGAGACCCAAGAGAGUGUCCUGACCUUCCCUGCCACAGAGGAGCGGUCCGGUAGCUACAGCUGUGUGGCUCAGAACGCGAUCAGCUAUAGACAGUCUUCAUCUGUCUCAGUGGAUGUGCAGUGUAAGUAA
Emys orbicularis (European pond turtle) is the source of this 1617-nucleotide messenger RNA. RefSeq names its product B-cell receptor CD22-like. The record is from RefSeq and is a predicted model, not a curated record. The transcript is spliced from 6 exons. The coding region runs from base 1 to 1617 and encodes 538 amino acids. Gene Ontology annotation, cellular component: recycling endosome; extracellular exosome; plasma membrane. Gene Ontology annotation, molecular function: sialic acid binding; CD4 receptor binding; protein phosphatase binding. Gene Ontology annotation, biological process: regulation of B cell proliferation; B cell activation; negative regulation of B cell receptor signaling pathway. Lineage: Eukaryota; Metazoa; Chordata; Testudines; Emydidae.